ACCGGGACCACAUGACCACCUGGGUAGAAGUAGCUGUGACUCUGUCACCCAGCGUUUCUCCGGAGGGAAGCUUGGGGGGAGGCUUUGGCGGCUUUUGGGAGACCAUUAAAACGCUAACCGGGCAAAAGUGGGAUUUGAGGAACUCCGGACCUUAGUGGAUGGCCAGGGACCUACAGACUCUCAAAGGAAUCUUUCUCUGAGCCUCUAAAGGGGUCUCAAGAUGUCGCAUCGUAUCGUGGAGGAGUACGUGGAGGAAUGGGAGGAGGAAUACGAGGAAGAGCUGCAAGGGGUGGAAGAAGAUGAUGAAGAAGAGGAGGAAGAAGAAGAAGAGGAGGAGGAGGAAGAAGAAGAGGUGGAAGAGGAAGUUUUGGAUGAGAUGCCAACGACGACACACGUCACUCAUGAGCACCACACUCAUCAUCAUCAUCACGACCACCAGUCGGGCUUGCCCACCAGGAAGGUGGUGAAGAAGGUGAAAGUGGACACGUCCAAGUUCAUCACCCCGUACCUGGCGCACAGCAAGAAAAUGCUGGAACUCUACAGCAACAACAAAUAUCGGGAAGAGUACGACAAGUCCAGAGGAAAUCCUCCCGCCAUCACCACUGAAACGCCUGAGAUGAUUCGCAUCCGCAAGGCUCAGGAGCAGCUCAGCGAGAUCAAAUACCGCAUGGAGGGCAACAAGUCAAAGACGGGUAGCUUGUACGACGGCCAGGCACGGGAGAUCGCCCACGUCAAGCAGGUGUCGGACCUCAUCAGCAAGGUCCUCUACCGGCAGAAGUGGGACGAGACCAAGGACAAGUACCUGCUGCCCCCGGAUGCCCCAGAACUGGUUUUGGCCGUCAAGAAUGCUGCCAACUGCAGCAAAAAAAUGUACACGGUGGACUGGGACGAGGAGAAGACCAUGUUCUGCCCGUACAGUGACAGCCCCGAACUUCGUCGGGUGGCCCAGGCUCAGGAGGUUCUCAGUGACGUCCAGUACAAAAAAGGGCACAAUGAGCGCAAGGCCAAGUACACUGCCCUGGCCGAUCCCCCCGAGGUGGAGCUGGCCAAGAGAGUCUCUGACCAGCGCAGCGACCUGAAGUACAAGGAAGCGUACAACCAAGACGUAAAGGGUCAGUGGUGCGAGACGCCCUACUAUGACGUGGCUAUGGCCAGGGUGGCCAUGGAGAACUUCAGCAAUAGGAAAUACACGCAAGAUUACGAGGACAACAAAGACCAAAUCUACUUCAUGGAAACCGAAACGCCCGUCUACGAUACCCACAAGAAAGCGGGCGCCGCCGCCAGUGGCGUGCAGUACAAGAAGGAAUACGAGAAGACGAAGGCCCAGUCGGACUACAACACGCUGCCGGCCUCCGAGAACCCGCUGCUCAGGCAGCUCCGAUACGCCGGCACCAUCCUCAGUGACAAAGUGUACAAAGACAACUACGAGAAGGCCCGAGGAUUCAGCAUCAACUACUGUGAAACGCCCAAGUUCCAAGUGGACUCUGUUCUCAAACAGUUGACGGACACACGCUACAAAGAGAAGUACGAAAACGAAAUCAAGGGUCAUUACAUGGGCAGCUACGAGGAUGUCUACAUGCUCCACUGCCAGCGAGCGGAGGACAUGAAGAAAGAGAAACUGUACAAAGCCGAUUACGAAGACAUGAAAACGCAAUGUUUCUUCCCCCAAACCGUCACGCCCGAGUACGAAGCAACCAAGAAGCUGGACGAUUGCAAAGAUAAAGUUUACCGGCAGCAUCCGGACAAAGUGAAAUUCACGCAAGUGACCGAUUCGCCGGUUUUGGUACAGGCUGCCAUCAACGCCAAGCAGCUGAGUGACCUCAACUACAAGGCGCUGUACGAAGAGACCAAGCACAAGAACAGUCUGCCUUCAGACUACCCCUUCUUUGUCCAGUCCAGAGUCAACGCCUUCAACCUCAGCGACAACUGCUACAAAUACGACUGGGAGACAUCCAAGGCCAAUAAGUUUGAGAUUAAGGAGGACGCCAUCCCAAUCUUGGCCGCCCGGGCUCACACUAACAUCGCCAGCGACGUGAAAUACAAGAAGGAGUAUGAGAAGAACAAGGGUCAGAUGGUCGGCGCGCUCAGCAUUCACGAUGAUCCCAAGAUCCUGCACUCGGUUCAUGUGGCCAAAAUCCAGAGCGAUCGUGAAUACAAAAAGGACUACGAAAAGAUCAAGACAAAGUAUCACACGCCUCUGGACAUGAUGUCCGUCACCCAGGCGAAGAAGUCGCAGGCCAUCAGCAGCAUGGCCGGCUACCGCAGCAUUAACCCUAACUUCUUCAUGCCCCAUGAUGCCGUACUGUUGGACACGGCCAAGAAGGCCAACAUCAUCCAGAGUGACAACGAGUACAAGUCUGACUACAACAACUACAGCAAGGGGACCCCGUGGGUGCCGCUUGGCUCCUUGGACGUGGAAAAUGUCAAGAAGGCCGGGGAAAUCCUUAGCGAGAGAAAUUACAGACAGCACCCCGACACCAUCCCCUUCACAUCCAUCGACGACCACCCCGUCAUGAUGCAGGCCAAAGUCAACCAGCUGCAGAGGAGUGACCUGUUCUACAAGCACGGUCUGGAGGCCAUCCACCAGAAGUACUCCCUACCCCCGGACAUUCCCGAGUUCCUCCAGGCCAAGUGCAACGCCUACAACAUCAGCAACAACUACUACAAGUACGCCUGGCAGGACAUCAUCGCGAAAGGCUACGACCUGCAGCCCGACGCCAUCCCCAUCGUUGCCGCCAAAGCUGCCAGACACGCUGCCAGUGAUGUCCAGUACAAGAAGGCGUACGAGAAGGAGCGAGGCCACCACGUGGGCUUCCGUAGCCUCCAGGAUGACCCUCUGCUGGUCCACUACAUGGAGGUGGCCAAGCACCAGAGCGAAAAGAAUUACAAGAAGGACUACCACAAGGCCAAACUGAAGUACCACACGCCCGUGGACAUGUUGAGCGUGGCCCACGCCAAGCACGCCUCGGCCGUGCAGACCAGCAUCAACUACAAGCAGCCCCAACACAACUACUGCCUGCUACCGGAUGCCAUGAACCUGGAUCUGGCUCGGAACAUGAAUUUCAACGCGAGUGACUACCAGUACAAACGGGAUUACGAUAACUACGUCAAGGGAAUCGGUUGGAUCCCGAUCGGCUCACUGGAGGUGGAGAAGGCAAAGGCGGCGGCGGCAGCUCUGGACGAGAAGAAAUACAGACAGCACCCGGACACCCUCACGUUCACCAGUCCGCCUGACUCCAUGACCAUGGAACUGGCCAAGACCAACGCUCAGAUUCUCAACGCGAAAGACUACAAGGCCAGUGGCGAGAAGUACAUGCACACCUACCAUCUUCCUGCUGAUGCUCCGGAACUGAUGCAAGCCAAAUACAACGCUGUCAACAUCAGCAAGAAUUACUACACCUACGCUCACCGGCAAGAUCUGCUCAAAGGGCAUCACAUGAGGGAAGAUGCCAUCCCCAUCGUGGCAGCCAAGACCUCCAGAGACAUCGCCAGCAACUACAAGUACAAACUGGCUCACGAGAAGGCAAAGGGCCAGCACGUGGGCUUCCGUAGCCUGCAGGAUGACCCCUUGCUGGUCCACUACAUGGAGGUGGCCAAGCACCAGAGCGAGAAGAACUACAAGCAAGACUACCACAAAGCCAAGCUGAAGUAUCACACGCCCGUGGACAUGAUGAGCGUGGCCCAAGCCAAGCACGGCUCGGCCGUGCAGACCAUGAUCGGCUACAGGACGUACCUUCACGACUACACGCUUCUUCCCGACAACUUGCGAGUGAACCGUUGCAAGGACGUAAUGGAGAUUCAGAGCGACAAUAUUUACAAAGCCGACUACACAAACUACUACAAAGGAGCCGGGUGGGUUCCGAUCGGUUCUCUGGACGUGGAGAAGGCCAAAGCUGCCAAGUUGGCACUGGACGAGAUCAACUACCGUCAGCAUCCGAGCACGUUCAAGUUCACCAGUACCAGUGACAGCAUGAACAUGUCCUUGGCUCUGAGCAACUCCAAGCAGCUGCACCCUACUGCUUACAAAGCUUCCGGUGAGCAGUUCAAGCAUACCUACAACCUGCCGUCCGACUGCCCUGAGUUCAUCCUGGCUAAAUCGAAUGCGGAGAACAUCAGUGAGAGUCACUACAAGCAAAAGUGGGUGGACGAUAUCGCCAAAGGCUACGACUUGAGGCCUGACGCUAUUCCCAUCCUGCAUGCCAAGCAUGGAAGACAUAUUGCCAGCAAUGUGCAAUACAAGAAAGAGUUUGAGAAGGAGCGAGGCCACCACGUGGGCUUCCGUAGCAUCCAGGACGACCCCCUGCUGGUCCAUUACAUGGAGGUGGCCAAGCACCAGAGUGACAGGAACUACAAGAAAGACUACCACAAGGCCAAACUGAAGUACCACACACCCGUGGACAUGUUGAGCGUGGUCCACGCCAAGCAGGCUUCGGCCGCCCAGACCAUGACCGGCUACAGGAAGCUGCACCACACCAACGCUCUCCUCUCUGACGCCAUGAACUUCACGCUGGCUCGUACCAUGAACACCCAGUCUAGUGACUGUGAUUACAAGUACGACUGGAACAACUUUGUCAAAGGUAUCGGCUGGGUUCCCAUCGGCUCGCUCGCGGUAGAAACCGCCAAGGUCGGCGGGGACAUCCUAAGCGAGAACAAGUACCGCACUCACCCGUCCAACUUCAAGUACAGCAAACUGAUGGACUCCAUGGACCUGGCUCUGGCCAACACCAACAAUCAGAUCAUGGAUAAGCAAGCUUACACGGCCGCUUGGGAAAAGGACAAACGGACAGUCCACAUCAUGCCGGACUCUCCUGAGAUUGUCCUGGCCAAGGCCAAUGCUAUCACCAUGAGCGACAAACUUUACAAAUCUGGUUUGGCGGAGAUGGCCAACAAGGGCUACAAUCUGAAACCAGAUGCCAUUCCCAUCGUAGCCGCAAAGUUAGGAACAAAUAUCGCCAGUAACUUUAAGUACAAACUGGCUUUCGAGAAAGCACGAGGCCACCACGUGGGCAUACGUAGCCUCCAGGACGACCCCCUUCUGGUCCACUACAUGGAGGUGGCCAAGCACCAGAGUGACAGGAACUACAAGAAAGACUACCACAAGGCCAAACUGAAGUACCACACACCCGUGGACAUGUUGAGCGUGGUCCACGCCAAGCAGGCCUCGGCCGCCCAGACCAUGACCGGAUACAGGAAGAUGCACCAUACCAACGCUCUCCUCCCCGACGCCAUGAGCUUCACGCUGGCUCGUACCAUGAACACCCAGUCGAGUGAUUGCGAUUACAAGUACGACUGGAACAACUUCGUCAAAGGUAUCGGCUGGGUUCCCAUGGGCUCGCUCGCGGUAGAAACCGCUAAGGUCGGCGGGGAUAUCCUAAGCGAGAACAAGUACCGCACUCACCCGUCCAACUUCAAGUACAGCAAGCUGAUGGACUCCAUGGACCUGACCCUGGCCACAGCCAACAAUCAGAUCAUGAAUAAGAAAGCAUACACGGCCGCCUGGGAAAAGGACAAACUGAGUGUUCACGUCAUGCCGGAUGCUCCUGAGAUUGUUCUGGCCAAGGCCAACGCCAUCACUAUGAGCAACAAAAAUUACAAAGCCGGCCUUGUGGAAAUGGCUAACAAGGGCUACGAUCUCAGAGCUGACGCCAUCCCGAUUGUGGCCGCCAAGUCUGGUACCAACAUUGCCAGCAACUACAAAUAUAAACUGGCUUUUGAGAAAGCGCGAGGCCACCACGUAGGCUUCCGUAGCAUUCAGGAUGACCCUCUACUGGUCCACUACAUGGAGGUGGCCAAGCACCAGAGCGACAAGAUCUACAAGCAGGACUACCACAAGUCCAAACUGAAGUACCACACACCUGUGGACAUGUUGAGCGUGGUCCACGCCAAGCAGGCCUCGGUCGCCCAGACCAUGAUUGGAUAUAGGAGCAUUGUCCCCCACUACACCAUCCUGCCUGAUGCCAUGAACCUGCAACUGGCCCGCAACAUGCAGUUUAUUGCGAGUGAUAACGAGUACAAGAGCGAGUAUCAAAACUUCAUCCGAGGAAUCGGUUGGGUUCCCAUCGGCUCGCUGGAUGUGGAGAAAGUCAGAACGGCCGGCCAGAUCUUGAGGGAACAUGGGUACCGCCAGCAUCCCAGCAGCUUGAAAUUCACCAAGGACAUGCACUCCAUGGAUCUGGCACUGGCCACCGCCAACAACCUGAUAAUGGAUAAGCAAGCUUACACCAAAGCUUGGGACCAUGACAAGAAAACCAUUCACAUCAUGCCGGACGCAAUGGACGUUGUUCUUGCUCGGGAAAACAGGAAGAACUACAGCGAGAAACGGUACAAACUGGACAAUGAGCUUGCCAAGAAGAAGGGUCACAACCUUCGUGCUGAUGCCAUCUCCGUGCAGGCUGCUAAAGCCUCAACUAUUAUUGCAAGUGACUACAAGUACAAGACCGGAUACCGCAAGCAGGUGGGCCACCACAUCGGUGCCCUCAGCAUCCAGGACGACCCUCUCCUCAUGCUGGCCCUGAACUCGGCCAAGAUUGCCAGCGACGCCCUCUACAAGAAGGACUUCAACCAGUCCAAGACCAGAUUCCACCUGCCAGUGGACAUGCUGGCUUUCGAGCUGGCCAAGAAGAACCAGGUCCAGGUCAACCACACCAACUACAUCACCCGUCUGCACAACUGGACUUGCCUGCCCGACUCCAACGAUGUCCGCCAAGCCAGACACGCCUACGACCUGCAGAGUGAUGUGGUCUACAAGGAAGAGCUGAAGUUUCUUCAGGGCACCGGCUGGGUGCCUAUUGGUUCGCUAGAUGUGGAGAAGGUGAAGAAAGCCGGUGAAAUCCUAAAUGAACAGAAAUAUCGUCAGCACCCGAGCAACUACAAGUUUAAGGUCACCACCGAGGACAUGCCCAUGGUGCUGGCCAAGGCAAACGCUCAGAUCAUGAACAAGAAGGCAUAUCACGAAGCUUGGGAAAACCAGAAGACCUUGAUCCACCUCAUGCCUGACGCUAUGGACGUGGUCCUCGCAAAAGCCAACAACGUCAACUACAGCUUGAAACUGUACAAGCAGGCAUAUGAGGAGGCUAAGAAGGAAGGCUACGAUCUGGGCAAAGAUGCUAUUUCCAUCCUUGCAGCCAAGGCUUCCAGAGACAUUGCUAGUGAUUACAAGUACAAGACCGGAUACCGCAAACAAGUGGGCCACCACAUUGGGGCUCGAAGCGUGGAAGAUGACCCUCUCCUCGUGCUGGCUCUGAACUCGGCCAAAAUCGCCAGCGACGUGCUCUACAAGAAGGACUUCAACCAGUCCAAGACCAGAUUCCAUCUGCCUGUGGACAUGCUGAGCCUGGAACUGGCUAAGAAGUGCCAGAUUCAAGUCAACGACUUUAACUACCGCACUCACUUGCACCAGUGGACCUGCCUGCCUGACUCCAAUGACGUCCGCCAAGCCAGACACGCCUACGACCUGCAGAGUGAUGUGGUCUACAAGGAAGAGCUGAAGUUUCUUCAGGGCACCGGCUGGGUGCCUAUUGGUUCGCUAGAUGUGGAGAAGGUGAAGAAAGCCGGUGAAAUCCUAAAUGAACAGACAUAUCGUCAGCACCCGAGCAACUACAAGUUUAAGGUCACCACCGAGGACAUGCCCAUGGUGCUGGCCAAGACAAAUGCUCAGGUCAUGAACAAGAAAGCAUAUCACGAAGCUUGGGAAAACCAGAAGACCUUGAUCCACCUCAUGCCUGACGCUAUGGACGUGGUCCUCGCAAAAGCCAACAACGUCAACUACAGCUUGAAACUGUACAAGCAGGCAUAUGAGGAGUCCAAGAAGAAAGGCUACGAUCUGGGCAAAGAUGCUAUUUCCAUCCUUGCAGCCAAGGCUUCCAGAGAUAUUGCUAGUGAUUACAAGUACAAGACCGGGUACCGCAAACAAGUGGGCCACCACAUUGGGGCUCGAAGCGUGGAAGAUGACCCUCUCCUUGUGCUGGCUCUGAACUCAGCCAAAAUCGCCAGCGACUUCCUCUACAAGAAGGACUUCAACCAGUCCAAGACCAAGUUCAACUUGCCUGUGGACAUGCUGGCCUUCGAGCUAGCCAAGAAGAACCAGAUCCAGGUCAAUCACACCAACUACAUCACCCGCCUGCACAACUGGACCUGCCUGCCCGACUCCAACGACGUCCGCCAAGCCAAACACGCAUACGACUUGCAGAGUGAUAAUGUUUACAAGGAAGACCUGAAGCUGCAGCAAGGCACCGGCUGGGUGCCAAUUGGUUCGCUGGAUGUUGAGAAGGUCAAGAAAGCCGGUGAGAUCCUGAAUGAACAAAAGUACCGCCAACACCCGAGCAACUACAAGUUUAAACUCACGACCGAGGACAUGCCCAUGGUGUUGGCCAAGGCAAACGCUCAAGUCAUGAACCAGAAAGCCUACAUUGAUGCCUGGGAAAACGAGAAGACCCUAAUCCACGUCAUGCCUGACGCAAUGGAUGUCGUUCUGGCCAAAGCCAACAAUAUCAACUACAGCUUGAAAUUGUACAAGCAGGCAAAUGAAGAGGCCAAGAAGAAGGGUUACGACAUGCGCAACGAUGCCAUCCCCAUCCGAGCAGCCAAGGCAUCCAGGGACAUUGCCAGUGACUACAAGUACAAGACCGGAUACCGGGCACAAGUGGGCCACCACAUUGGGGCUCGAAGCGUGGAAGAUGACCCUCUCCUCAUGCUGGCUCUGAACUCAGCCAAGAUCGCCAGCGACGUGCUCUACAAGAAGGACUUCAACCAGUCCAAGACCAGAUUCAAUCUGCCUGUGGACAUGCUGAACCUGGAACUGGCCAAGAAGUGCCAGAUUCAAGUCAACGACUUUAACUACCGCACUCACUUGCACCAGUGGACCUGCCUGCCCGACUCCAACGACGUCCGCCAAGCCAGACACGCCUACGACCUGCAGAGUGAUACCGUCUACAAAGCAGACCUGAAGUGGCUUCAGGGUCUCGGAUGGUCUCCUGCAGGCUCACUUGAGGUGGAACAGGCCAAGAAAGCUGCUGGUAACUUGAGUGAGAUGAACUACCGCCAACCUCCCAGCAAAAUUCCCUUCACCAGCCCCAUUGACGCAAUGAACUUGGAACUGGCAAAGGCUAACGCUUUGAUCAUGAACAAGCGUCUCUACACCGAAGCAUGGGAGAAUGCCAAAACCCAAGUGCACAUCAACCCCGAUACUCCGGAGAUCUUCCUCUCUCAGCAGAAUGCGCUCAACAUGAGCAAGAAACACUACAGACAAGGUUAUGAGGCCGACAUCAGAAAGGGCUACUUCCUGCCCCCAGAUGCCAUCGCGGUGAAGAGUGCCAAGGCCUCUCGGGAUAUUGUCAGCGAUUACAAGUACAAAACGGGAUACCGGGCACAAGUGGGCCACCACAUCGGUGCUCGCAGCAUCAACGACGACCCCCUGAUCAUGCUGGCCCUGAACUCGGCCAAGAUCGCCAGCGACGCACUCUACAAGAAGGACUUCAACCAGUCCAAGACCAGAUUCAAUCUACCCGUGGACAUGCUGAGCCUGGAACUGGCCAAGAAGUGCCAGAUUCAAGUCAACGACUUCAACUACCGGACUCACUUGCACCAGUGGACCUGCCUGCCGGACUCCAGUGACGUGGUCCAGGCCAGGAAGGCCUACAAUCUGCAGAGUGACGUUGUGUAUAAAGCUGACUUGGAUGAGAUUGUUGGUGUGGGUUGGUCUCCACAUGGCUCACUGGAAGUCCAGAAAGUCAAGCACGCUGGCAAAAUUCUUAACGAUCGCCUUUACAGGCAUAAGCAAGACACUCUGAAGUACACGACGGACAUGAACGCCAUGCCUAUGGUCCUCGCCAAAGCAAACGCUGAGAUCAUGAACAAGAAAUAUUACAUCUCCGCUUGGGAGGCGGAGAAGGUGAAAAAUCACGUCAAUGCUGACCUGCCUGAAAUUCUACUCUCCAGAGCCAACGCUUACAACCUCAGCCAGAAAGUGUACAAGCAAGCCGUUGAGGACAUGUUCCGACAGGGCUACUCCAUGAAACCUGACGCAGUUUCCAUAGUAGCCGCAAAACACGGAAGAGAAAUCAUUAGUGAUUACAAGUACAAGACCGGAUACCGCAAGCAGGUCGGCCACCACAUCGGUGCGCUGAGCAUCCGUGACGAUCCUCUGAUCAUGCUGGCCCUGAACUCGGGCCAGAUCGCCAGCGACAACCUGUACAAGAAGGACUUCAACCAGUCCAAGACCAGAUUCCACCUGCCGGUGGACAUGCUGAGCCUGGAACUGGCCAAGAAAUGCCAAACACAAGUCAACGACUUUAACUACAGAACUUACCUUCACAACUGGACUUGUCUGCCUGACUCCAGCGACGUGGUCCAGGCCAAGAAGGCGUAUGACCUUCAAAGUGACGCUGUGUACAAAGAAGACAUGGAAUGGAUCAGGGGAUCUGGCUGGGUCACCGUUGGCUCAGUGGACGUGGAGAAAGCAAAGAAAGCGUCGGAGAUCUUGAGCGAGAGACUGUAUCGCCAGCCUCCCAGCAAUUUCAAAUUCACCGCCAAGACCACUGACAUGCCGUAUGCGCUGGCUCUGGCCAACGCUAAAAUCAUGGACAAGAAAGCAUAUGUGUCUGGGUGGGAGAGUGACAAAGUGAACCUUCACAUCAUGCCUGACACACCUGAGAUCAUCCUGGCCAAGCAGAAUAAGCUCAACACUAGUCCGAGACACUACCGCAAAGGCUACAUGGAAAUCAUUAAAAAUGGCUACACCCUCCCCAAAGACGCCAUUUCAUUAGUAGCAGCCAAGGCCUCUCGAGACAUCAGCAGUGACUACAAGUACAAGACCGGAUACCGCAAGCAGUGCGGUCACCACUUCGGCGCUCGUAACGUCGAAGAAGACCCUCUGAUCAUGCUGGCCGCACAUGCCGCCAGGAUCGCCAGUGACAACAUCUACAAGAAGGACUUCAACAAUUCCAAGACCCGAUUCAAUCUGCCCGUGGACAUGCUGAGCCUGGAACUGGCCAAGAAGUGCCAGAUUCAAGUCAACGACUUCAACUACCGGACUCACUUGCACCAGUGGACAUGCUUGCCGGACUCCAAUGAUGUGGUCCAGGCCAGGAAGGUCUACGAUCUGCAGAGUGAUGCUGUGUACAAAAGUGACCUGGAAUGGCUAAGGGGAUACGCCUGGUCACCUCACGAAUCGGUGGAGGUCAUCAAAGCCAGGAACGCGCAGAACAUCCUCAACGAGAGACUUUACCGCCAGCCGCCCAGCACGGUCAAAUUCACCAGCGUGGUGGACCUGCCUGCAAUCGUCCUGUCCAAGCAGAAUUCGGACAACCUCAGUGAUAGGAAGUACAAGGAGCUGUGGGAGAACGAAAAGACGUGCUUUGUGCUUCCGGCAGACACUCCGGCCAUGGAGCUGUCCAAGACAAAUUCGGUCAACAUCAGCAAUAAACUGUACACCAUGGCUUGGGAUGACCAGAAGGCCAAAGCCUACCAAAUCAAGGAGGAUGCCAUCGCUGUGCUGAAGGCCAAAGCAUCCAGAGAUAUCAUUAGCGACUACAAGUACAAGACCGGAUACCGGGCACAAGUGGGCCACCACAUUGGGGCUCGAAGCGUGGAAGACGACCCCCUAAUCAUGCUGGCCCUGAACUCAGCCAAGAUCGCCAGCGACGUGCUCUACAAGAAGGACUUCAACCAGUCCAAGACCAGAUUCCACCUCCCCGUGGACAUGCUGAACCUGGAACUGGCCAAGAAGUGCCAGAUUCAAGUCAACGAUUUCAACUACCGGACUCACUUGCACCAGUGGACCUGUCUGCCGGACUCCAGUGAUGUGGUCCAGGCCAGGAAGGCCUACAAUCUGCAGAGUGAUGCUGUGUACAAGUCUGACUUGGAGUGGCUACGUGGAGUCGGUUGGAUUCCGCACGAGUCCGUGGAGGUUUUGAAGGUGAAGCACGCACAGAAGAUCCUUGCUGAGAGAGGCUACCGGGUGAAGCUGGACGAGCAGAAAUUUGGCGUUCCGACCGAUCGAGUCGACUUGGCGUGCGCUAAGAAUGCCGCCGACAUCCUCAACGAGGCCAAAUACCGCGAGGCUUGGCAACAGGAGAAGACCAAUUACACGCUGGUGGAGACUCCAGUCAUGGUCACAGCCAAAGAGGCAUCCAAGAACAUACACCCGAAACUGUACUCCCAAGACUGGGACCACACCAAGGCCACUGGGUACUUCAUGCCCGAAGAUGCAGUGUCCAUAAAGCAGUGCAUUAGCAACACUAAAGUCCAAAGCAAACAUAAAUACCUGGAGGGAUACCGCAGGCAGGUGGGCCACCACAUCGGGGCCCUCAGCAUCCAGGACGACCCGCUCCUCAUGCUGGCCCUGAACUCGGCCAAGAUCGCCAGCGACGCCCUCUACAAGAAAGACUUCAACAAGUCCAAGACAGUGUUCAACCUGCCCGUGGACAUGCUGCAGUUCGAGCUGGCCAAGAAGUGCCAGAAGCAAGUCAAUGACGACCUCUACAGGACCCGCCUGCACGAGUGGACGUGCUUGCCCGACCAGAACGACGUCAUCCAGGCCAGAAAAGCCUACGAUCUUCAGAGUGAUUUCGUGUACAAGGCGGAUAUGGAAUGGAUGCGAGGCUGUGGGUGGAUGGCCCAUGACUCCGUGGACCAUGUCAAAGCCAGACGUGCUCAGGAAAUUCUCAACGAUAGGGUCUAUAAACAGAACGCAAAAGACCACUUUGGAAAAUUCACCCUUGUGGUGGACCGCCCAGAACUUAUCUUGGCCAAGACAAACGCGGCUAACCUGAGCGACCUUAAGUACAAAGAGACUUUCAACUUAGAGAGGGGUCAUUACAUUGGCUCAGAUGACACUCCUCAACUGGCCCACAGCAGGGAGCAGUCCAAGAUCAUCAGCGAGAAACUCUACAAACUGCAUUGGAACACAUCCAAGGCUGCUGACUACCAUCUGGACCAUGAGUACAUCCCACUUGUCAGUGGAAAGAAGAGCCGAGACAUCAGUAGUGAUGUCAAGUACCAUGACGCCCAUGAGAAGACCAAAGGGCACUACCUGGCUGAAACCCUGGUGGACUUCCCUGAGGUGAUGCGGCUUGGCGAUCAGGAGAAGAACAAGGGAGUGAGGCUUUACCAUCAGGACUACCACCAGACCAAGAUGAAGACCCACAUCCCGUCCGACGUCAUCGCCAACAAGGUGGCCAAGCGUUCUCAGGACAUGCUGAGCGACGUCAUCUACCGGACAUACCUCCACCAGUGGACCUGCCACCCCGAUCAGGAAGACGUCAUCCGAGCUCGCAAGACCAACGAGAUUCUCAGCGAUGUUUAUUACAAAGAGGAUCUGACCUGGAUGAAGGGUAUCGGCUGCUACGUAUGGGACACGCCAGAGAUCCUUCGCGCCAAGAAGGCCUAUGACAUGCAAAGUGAACUGCAAUAUAGAGACGAGGCCAAGAAGGAAUUCAACAAUUACUCCAUCGUGACCGACACGCCCGCCUACGUGACUGCAGUGCUGGGCAACACCUGGGCCAGCGACCUGAACUAUCGGGAGAGUUACCAUAAGGAGAAGCACCUGUACACCACCGUUCUGCACACCUACGACUACGCCAGAUGCCACAACUUCAAGCACUUCUUCAGCAACAAAAUCUACACUGACGCUUGGGACAAAUUCAAGGCCAAGGGCUACCAGAUCCCCCACGACUCAACCUCCAUGCAACAUUUCAAAAACCAGAAGACCAUCGUCAGCAGUGUGAAGUACAAGGAGGAGUAUGAGAAGUUCAAGUCCCUCUACAGUCUGCCCAAGUCUCUCGAGGAUGAUCCCGGCACCCUCCGCUGCCUCAAGGCCGGAAGACUGGUCCUGGACCGUCUGUACAAAGAGGACUACGAGAAAUCCAAGGCAAGGAACCACAUCCCGCCAGACAUGCUGGAGAUCAUGACGGCUCACAAAACCCAGACCAAAGUCAGCGAGAUCGACUACCGCAAAUAUCUGCACGAGUGGACCUGCCUUCCCGAUAUGCAGAUGUACGUCCAGGCCCGCAAAGUCAACGAGCAGCUGAGUGACAUGUUCUACAAGGAUGACCUGAACUGGCUGAAGGGCAUCGGCUGCUAUGCCUGGGAUACCCCGGAAAUCCUGCGUGUCAAGCGUGCGGGCGACCUUCAGAGCAGCAACAAGUACAAAGCCAAAGGUGUGGAAGCGUUCAAGGACUACUCAGUGGUGAUGGAAACCCCACUUUACGAGACAGCCAAGCAGAACACCGUCAACCGGAGUGACCUCCACUAUCGCUCCGACUAUCAAACCAACAUCAGGGGAACCAACAGCGCUCCUGCCGUUACUGUGGAAGGGGAGCGGGCUCGCCUGGCCCACCACAUUCAGAGUGAUAACUGGUACAAGGAGGCUAACAAGAACUACAUGCCCACCGGAUACACUCUGCCCCACGACAUGCCUCUCAUCAAGCAGGCCAAGAAAAACACCUUCAUUAGUAGCAUUGUGAAGUACAAGGAGGCCUAUGAGAUGACAAAGGCCAAGGGCUACACCAUUCACCCGGAGGGCGUCAAUUUCGUCAACUACAAGAAGGCCAACAAGAUCAUCAAUGAGCGCCUGUAUCGUGAGAAUUACCACAAGCUUAAGGACAAGAUCCACACCACCUACGACACCCCCGAAAUCAAACAAGUCAAGAUGAACCAGGAUCAUAUCAGCGACUUGUGGUACAAGGAGAAGUACAACAACUGUAAAGGCCAGCUGAUCUCCAUGCCCACUACACCGGAGCUGAUUCAUUGCUUCAACGUCAAUCAUAUCAGCAGCGAGCUGAAAUACAAAGAGGAUCUGAGCUGGCUGAGGGGCAUCGGUUGUUUCCUGUACAACACCCCAGAGAUGAUCCGCAUCCGCAAACUCAAUAAGUACAGAAUGGACUACCCAGUGGAGGCCAAGAAUAAUCUGCCGAACUACUCGGUGGUCCUGGACACGCCAGAGUACAAGCGAGUGUCGGAGCUCAAGAGCCACUUGAGCAUGCUGACCUACAAAGCUAGCAGCAAACAAGCGAUGGGCAAAGUCUCCACCACAGCCGACGCCGUGGAACUCAAGAGAGCCAAAGGGGCCCAAGAGCUGACCAAUCACUACUUGUACACCAAUGUGGCCGCUAAACAACGACCAAAGUACACCCUGGAAGUGGAAACCCCGCAUAUGGGCCACACCAGGAAGAUGAAAGUCAUGUCCAGCGAUAUCAAAUACAAAGAACAAUAUGAGAGGCUGAAGCACAAAUACACCACCAUUGGUGACACGCCCCUUCUGAUCACCACCAAGAAAGCCUACCUCCAAUCCAGCGAUCUCCGCUACAAAGAGACGUACGAGCUCACUAAAGGCCGCUACCACACCGUCAAGGACGCUCUGGACAUCGUCUACCACCGCAGAGUCACGGACGACAUCAGCAACGUCAAAUACAGAGAGAAUUACCUUAGCUCAAGGGGAACGUGGAAGUCUAUCCCGGAUCGUCCCGAGUUCUUCUUCAACAGGCUUGUCAACGACCACGUCAGCACGGUCAAAUACAAGGAGGACCUGGACUGGUUGAGAGGAAUCGGCUGCUUUGUGUGGGACACGCCCGAGCUGUUGCGGGCUGAGAAGAACAAGACCUUGUACAGUGAGCUACAAUACAAGGACUCCUUCAAGAAGAUCAGAGGAGAUUUCACGUACACCUCGGACUCGCCGUUCUUCCACACGGCCAGGCACGCCACCAGCCUCGUCAAUGAGAAAAAGUAUAAAUUCAAAGCAAAGGAACUCCACAAGAGCGGCUGCAAUGAGCUUCACCGACCAGACAUCCUCCUUGCCCUUGACCAGUCUUAUAUGGGCAGUAAGUGGCGUUACAGGGCACAAUACGAGCGUGUCAAGGACAAGUUCACCUCCAUCCUGGAUACACCCGAGUAUGAAACUAGCCAACGCGGCAAGAAGAUUGGCGACAUCGUUUACAAGAUGGAGUACAAUAAGAACAAGGCCAAGGGCUACACGCUACCUUACGACACGCCGCACCAAAACCUCAUGAAGAAAGUCAAGGAUAUGACCAGCAUUAUGAAGUACAAAGAGCUCUACGAGAGAAACAAGGCCCAUAUCAAUAUCGACCAUGAAGCUCACUCCAUCCGAGGCGCUAAGGAGGCUUACAGGAACAUCACCAAUUUGGAUUACAAGAAGAAAUAUGAAGCCACCAAGUUCAGGUGGAUGUGGACCCCGGAGAGGCCAGACUUUGUCAAUGCCGCCAAGAAUUCAGUGCAGCAGAGCGACUACGAGUACAAGUACGACAAGGAGAUGUUGAAGGGCUGCGUUAUACCCGUGGUGGACGACAAGCUUACCCUCCUGGCACAGAAGAACACGCAAAUCACCAGUGAGCUCAAAUACAAAAUGAAGUAUGAGAAGGCAAGGGGCCACUACCUGCCCGUGGCGGACACACCCCAGAUCCUCCACUCCAAGGCGGUGCGCAACCUGUCGUCCGUGAGCAAGUACAAGGCGGCCAGCAAAAAGCUAAUGCAGUCCGGUUCCUUCACCAUCAUGCCGCAGACCCGCGAAACGACUCACAAUAAGCAGAUCAACCAACUCGUCAGCAAGAACGUGUACAAAGCCAAGUUCGAGAAGGAGAAAGGCAAGUCCAUAUACAACAACAUGUGCGUACCGCCCGACAUCCAGCACGCCAUGGACGUGGCCAAGAAACAGAGCAAUCUGGACUACAAGAAGACCGCCAAAGCCAACCUUCACUACACCAAAGCUGUGACAGAUCGACCAGACAUCAAGAAGGCCACACAGACCGCCAAACUCGUCAGCGAUAUCGGCUACCGCAACAAGGCCCGCGAAGAGGCCAGCCGCGGAGGUUCUCUCACCUACCGGCCAGACAUCAAGCUGGCCACAGAAGUCUGCAAGCUCAACAGCCAGCUGAAGUACAAGGAGAAGUUUGACAAGGAAAUGAAGGGAAUGAGACCAAAGUAUGACCUGAAGGAGAGUACGGUCUACAAGACCUACAAGGACGCCCACACUCUGGCUAGCGAGGUGAAGUACAAAAGUGACCUGAAGAAGCUCCACAAGCCUGUGACCGACAUGGCCGAGUCUCUGUCCAUGCAGCACGGCCUGAGCACCAGCAGGCUGUCCAGUGACUUAUGCUACAAGAGGAAGUUUGAGAAGAGUAGGGGUCACUACCACGUGAUUCCCGACACACUCGAGCAGCUCCAUCACAAGGAGGCUUCGGAACUGCAGAGCAUCGUGAAGUACAAGGAGAAGUACGAGAAGGAGAGGGGCAAGGCCAUGCUGGACUUUGAGACGCCAACAUACGUGACGGCCAAGGAGGCACAGCACAUGCAAAGCCAGAAAGACUAUAGGAAGGAUUUUGAGGAGACCAUGAGGGGCAAGAACCUCUCGGGCAUGGAAGUCACGCCCGCCAUGAUACAUGUCAGACAUGCCACCAAAAUAGCCAGUGAGAAAGAGUACAGGAGGGAUCUAGAGGAGGGCGUGAAGGGUAAAGGGCUAACUGUACUGGAGGAAACCCCCGAGCUUUUGCGAGCGAGGAAUGCCACUCAUAUCCUGUGCGAGAAAGAAUACAAGAAGUCGCUGGAGCAAGAGAUCAAGGGCAAGGGAUUGCUGGCCUUGGCCACCGACACCCCGGACUUCAUGCGGGCCAGGAACGCCACCGACAUCCUCAGUCAGAUCAAGUACAAGCACACGGCCGAGAUGGACCGAGCCAGCUACACCACCGUCAUCGACACUCCGGAGAUCAUCCACGCUCAGCAGAUGAAGAACAUCGUCAGCCAGAUCAAGUACAAAGAGGAGGCGGAGAAGACCAUGUCCCACUAUGUCCCAGUUCUGGACACCCCUGAGAUGCAGAGAGUCCGUGAGAACCAGAAGAACUUCAGCACUCUUCAAUACCAGAGUGACCUAAAACACAUCAUAAAGGGCAAAGGGUCUGCUGUAAUCACCCCUGAAAUUCUUCGCGUUAAAGAAAAUACAAAGAAUUUCAGCUUGAUUCAGUACAAAGAGGAUGUGGGAGGCGGAACGGCUUUGUCCGAAACCCCGGAGAUGGAGAGAGUUAAACAAAACCAGAAGAACAUUAGCACGAUACAGUACAAGGAUUCUCUGAGUCAAGGUACGGCCAUACCAGAUCUUCCCGAGGUGAAGCGGGUCCGAGAAACCCAGAAGAAUAUCAGCUCGAUUCGGUACAAGGAUUCUCUGAGUCAAGCCACGGCCAUACCAGACCUCCCUGAGGUGAAGCGGGUCCGAGAAACCCAGAAGAAUAUCAGCUCGAUUCAGUACAAGGAUUCUCUGAGUCAAGGUACGGCCAUACCAGACCUCCCUGAGGUGAAGCGGGUCCGAGAAACCCAGAAGAAUAUCAGCUCGAUUCAGUACAAGGAUUCUCUGAGUCAAGCCACGGCCAUACCAGACCUCCCCGAGGUGAAGCGGGUCCGAGAAACCCAGAAGAAUAUCAGCUCGCUGCAAUACAAGGAAGACGUGGGACGAGGCACAUCUGUGUCGGAGACGCCAGAGAUGGAGCGCGUUAGACGCAAUCAGCAAAAUAUUAGCACGAUCAAAUACAGGGACUCCCUGGAUCGCGGCACGGCCAUCCCGGACCUGCCAGAAGUGAAGCGGGUCAAACAGACCCAGAGGCACAUCAGCUCGGUGUUGUAUAAGGACAGCUCGGCCAAGGGAACCCCCGUGGUGUUCACACCGGAGAUGGAGCGAGUCAAACGGAACCAAGAGAACAUUAGCUCGGUGCUGUAUUCCGACAGCUUCCGCAAGCAGGUCCAGGGCAAGGCCGCCUUCGUUCUAGACACCCCGGAGAUGAGACGUGUCAGGGAAACCCAGCGCAUCAUAUCUGGAGUGCGCUACCACGAGGCCUUUGAGAAGACCAAGGGCAGCUUCACGCCUACCACCACCGACCUGAUAACGGAGCGUGUGAAGAAGAACACCCAGGACUUUAGCGACAUCACCUACCGUGGCAUCCAGAGGCGCGUGGUCGAGAUGGAAAGGAGGCGCGCUGUCGAGCACGACCAGGAGACCACCACCGAUCUGCGAGUGUGGCGUACCAAUCCUGGUUCCGUGUUUGACUAUGAUCCGGCUGAGGACAAUAUCCAGUCCAGGAGUCUGCACCUGAUGUCUGUCCAAGCCCACCGCCGCAGUAAGGAGCACUCCCGCUCCACCAGCGCCCUGAGCGCCAUGAGCGGCGUGGCUGACGAGAAAUCCGAGAUUUCCCACGACCCAGAGCAUCACUUGUCCCUCUACAGCAACGGAUAUGUCACCACCUCUGGAUACGUCACCACUUCUAUGGGUUACCAACAAGCCAAGACCGUGGAACUGCAGCAGAGAUCUUCGUCCGUGGCUACCCAGCAGACCACCGUCUCUUCCAUCCCCUCACACCCCUCUACCACCGGGAAAACGGUGCGCGCCAUGUACGACUACCUGGCGGCCGACAGCGAUGAGAUUUCCUUCAAGGACGGCGACGUCAUCGUCAACGUGCAGUCCAUCGACGAGGGCUGGAUGUACGGUACCGUGCAGCGCUCCGGCAAGACCGGUAUGCUGCCUGCCAACUACGUGGAGGCCGUUUAAACGGAAAACGCGCGUGGGAAAAAUGUGUGUUUGUGGAGUUUGUCGCCUGUUUGUCAGUUUGUGUUGCCUGUGAAUCCCAAAAUUCGAUCGGACUCGUUUUGAGAUGACCUUCCUUCUCUCUCCCGUACAACCUGACCUAUUACUGUGUAUAAAUCAAAAACGAACAAAUAAUAUAUAUUGUCGGUGUUGUACGGAGUGAAACAAUCGGCUAAGACUACUUCCUAUACAUUUAACGAUGUCAUGCACCUAAAGAAGUCCACGAUCAAAGCACUCUUGAGUUGUCAGAGAAAAUACUCCAGUGUUUCCCUCCAUUAACUGAACCCUGACCACUAACUAGCCCACUAACUAGUACACUAAGUACAAGUACUAGUUCAGUGUGUGUUUUGUUUUUGAUGGCAAAGUGUAAUCCUUCACCAGUAGCUAUUAAAACCAAGUUCCUGCAGUACUCA
This is a messenger RNA of Syngnathus acus (greater pipefish), 19989 nucleotides long. RefSeq names its product nebulin (gene neb). The record is from RefSeq and is a predicted model, not a curated record. NCBI's taxonomy places the organism in Eukaryota, Metazoa, Chordata, Actinopteri, Syngnathiformes, Syngnathidae. Gene Ontology annotation, biological process: cardiac muscle thin filament assembly. Gene Ontology annotation, molecular function: actin filament binding. Gene Ontology annotation, cellular component: Z disc. Bases 221 to 19540 code for a protein of 6439 amino acids. The transcript is spliced from 142 exons.